Dreissena polymorpha is the source of this 2587-nucleotide messenger RNA. RefSeq lists its product as uncharacterized. The coding region runs from base 123 to 1175 and encodes 350 amino acids. NCBI's taxonomy places the organism in Eukaryota, Metazoa, Mollusca, Bivalvia, Myida, Dreissenidae. Gene Ontology annotation, biological process: DNA recombination; DNA integration. Gene Ontology annotation, molecular function: DNA binding. The transcript has 2 exons. The record is from RefSeq and is a predicted model, not a curated record.
CACAUUCGGAACCCUCGGUUUUCAUUGUCUAAAGUCCAGUCUGAUUACUUCAUCCGGUAACGAACAUUUGCAGACAGACACAUUUUCUUGGUUUGAAAUUGAAUCGCUUGUAAUCGUAAACCAUGUCGGGCAGAGGUCGUGGUAGGAAACGCCGGGCGCAGGAGGCAUUACCACCCAUCGAUGGACCCACAGAUUCGGGGGAAUCGGAUGACACGGUUCAGGGCUCUGGCGCCAGAAGCAGCAGACAUACCGGACAACGUUCCCAGUUUUCUUUGGGAUAUCUUCACCAAAGAGCAGCAGUACUUACAGUGGCAGGCACUUCCGUGAACACUCAGGCAACAUACAUCACUAGUUUAAAGGCUUUUGAUCAGUUCAGAACAACAUAUAAUUUCCCCUUGAUCUGGCCAGUAACAGACAAGGUCGUCAUUUUGUUCAUUACCUUUUGCUUUGAAUCCGGUCUUGCACCUAGCACGAUAAGUACAUAUAUUGCUGGCGUAAACUACUUACAAAAAAUAAAAGGCGGCCAGUGCCUAUUCGAUAUGUUUAUUGUUAAGAAAACGCUGGAGGGCUGUCAUAGGUCCAGAAAUAAAGUCCCCGACCCAAGGGAUCCCAUUACAAGGCCUAUCUUAAAGGCUAUUUGCCAAGCAGCCCCCAACGCAUGUUAUAACAUUUAUGAGUCAACUCUGUUUCAAGCUCUGUUCAGCGUGGCAUACUUUGGGUUAUUCCGAGUGAGCGAAUUAGUGGCGACUAACCCAUUGUCACCAAACUCUGGAAUACAGUAUCCAGCAAUAAAGGUCGACACAAGUGCCCGGAAGCUUAUUAUCACCCUUAAUGUUUUUAAAACUAAUCAACAUGGCUUGCCCAUACAGGUCAAAAUUCCAUGUGAACCUUCCCCACCUUGCCCGCUAGAAGCAAUUCAACGUUUUUUGGCACGUCGCCCUGCAGUGUCGGGUCCUUUCUUUUGUCAUGCAGAUGGAAAACCUGUGACAAGGUACCAAUUCAAUGCUGUACUUCAGAAGUGCCUUUACUUAACAGAGUUUUCCAGCUCACAUUUCAGAACACAUAGUUUCCGCAUUGGCAGGGCAACAGACUUAGCAACACAGGGUGUCACAACAGAGGCCAUUAUGGAAUUGGGCCGCUGGAAGUCUACUGCCUACAAAUCUUACAUCCGUUAGAAAAUAACACACCCAUAUAUUCGUUUGUGACAAUUUGUGUACCAUUAUGGUUUAUUCCUUUUAGAUGUGUGGGUAAUAGGCGAUUCCAUUCCAUACUGGGCCUCCCAACUCUAUUUGACGGGAAAUGUACCAAGGCUCCAACAGCAAGUUGCUUGGCAUUGUUACAGGGGAGCAGGCUGGGGGGAUUUGCGCAAGGAAAUUGAAAUGGCAGUGUUAUUUAACAACGCCCCUAAGGUUGCUGUCAUCCAUCUGGGUGGAAAUGACAUCAAGGUUCCCCUUAAGGACCUCUUUGACAUCAUGCGUGCUGAAAUCCGCUACCUCCGGGAUGCCUGGCCUGAGACGAUCCUCAUAUGGACCGACAUCCUGAACCGGGGUAGCUGGGAUCUACAGGACAUGCGCAAGAUGAGGGGAGUCAAUCGCUUCGGUCGUGUGGAGGUGUCGUCCACAGGCAAGUCGGACUACUGGCGGCCGGACAUCUCCGCCGACGAGCAGGGUUUUUUCCGCCCGGAUGGUGUGCACCUAAAUACUCUGGGGCUCCAUUUUUAUCUUGAUGGUCUCAUUGAAGUUGUAAAGAGAAAUCUGUUGCAAGGAAUGUAAAUUUCUGGGGAAAUUGCUUUCACCAAUUUUGUGGCGGAAAAUUUACAUUGGCCGAGAGUCAGUCGGGCUGGGUACAGUAAUAUACUUUCACUGAGCUGUUAAUGUAUACUAGUACUCACAUUGGGACCUGUGCACCCUCUUACAAUCGGUCGUUUAUCACGGUGGUUUGAGGGAACCACAGUUGGGCAAAAAACAUCAAGGGUUUCACUAUAGGCUUCAUUUUUCAUUGGGCUUGUCUCACCGGCUCCUCUGUGUCGCCAAUCAACAGGGAGUUACGGUUAGGCAGUUGGGCAGAAAAUAAUAAACUAUAAUGUAAUUAUAUAUAUAAUUCUGUGGGUUAUAUUGCAUAUGAGUCGGUGUUAAUGCACGACACAUGUUGUGUCUCAACUUUGCUUCACUGACUGUUGUCCGUCACCCCAAUUGCGUGGGGCGAGUUGCAUUGCGUCGUUCUGGUGGCCCGGGACUCGCCCACAGUACUUGGCGACCCGGAUUUUGCGUGUUGCAUUGCGUGUUGCGUUGCGUUUUCUUGGGUUGUUGCGUUACCCACUAUUAACAGUUGCUAGCCAAAUUGAUAUAUAUGCAUUUUAUUAAGAGGGAACUCUUGUUGCUCAGCCCGGCUUACUCUCGGCCAUGGAGACCUCCCGACCUCUGACUAUAGUCGAGUCCUUAAGACAUAAUCAUAUAGUCAGUAACGUAACACGGCCUUUUCAUCCCACAUAUUACACACUAUUAACAUGUUCUUUAAUCUUUGUAUGUUGUUGUUGUUGUACCAGCUUUGGAUGGCCAAAACAAAUGAAUAAACUCGUGUAAAGGUU